Molecule: messenger RNA, 2070 nt
Organism: Choloepus didactylus (southern two-toed sloth)
Lineage: Eukaryota; Metazoa; Chordata; Mammalia; Pilosa; Megalonychidae
Gene: MBD3
Product: methyl-CpG binding domain protein 3
Exons: 7
Coding region: 928-1923 (331 amino acids)
Molecular function (GO): DNA binding
Source: RefSeq, a predicted model, not a curated record
GUGGGGGGCUGUGGGGAUUUGUGGGUAUCAGGUCCCCAACCCAGGAGGAGCCCUUUGUGGCUAGUGAACAGUGGGGCCAGUUUUCCGAAGGCCUCCCUUUUCAAACAAUAGAGCAGGUGGGGAGUGGGGGGUGACAGGCGGGCGCAGCGCUGAGCCCCCUUUCCCAUCCAGGAGGCCGGAGUCGGGGCAGGAGCAGGUGUGGCCGGGUGUCCCUCGGCGCCGAGCCACACGCUCUCCAAUCCUCACCGCCCCCAGCCCUCUUCACAGAGGGGACCACUGAGGUUUAGAGAAAGUGAGAGGGUCCCAAUUUGGCUCCCCACCGUGGAGCCAGCCGGAGGCGUCCGAGAGCUCAGGCCGCCGCUUCGCCUUGGCAUUUGUUCCUAUGCUUGUCGAUUUUUAGGGUGUUUUGUUUCUCCUCAAUAAAACCCACAUCAAUACCAAUCUAUGUGGCCCCUUUUAAAAAACCUGAGCUGCAACUCACAGGCCAUAAAACCCACCCUUUUCGAGUGCAAUUCAGCAGGUUUUAGUCUCUUCACAAGUGGGUGCAGCCGUCUCCCAGUGACAAACACUGUACCCCAGGAGCAGCUGCCCCCCGCCCCCUCCCCAGCCCGGGAAACCACCAGCCCCUCUCUCCUCACAACGCCGGCGGGGGGUGGGAGGCACAGGGACCCGUGAGGGGCCUUUGCGUGGUUCCCUCUUCCCCCUCGGCGGCUAUAUUUGAAGCCUGAGUCAGGGACUCGGGUUGCUGUCCGCUGUCCCCAGCGCCAGGGCCCCAUUUAACCUCAGCUGCCACAAAGCAGAACUGGAAAAGGAGACCGGUCCGGGGAGUGUGGCCUGUCUGCUUCCAGGCCCCUCCUGGGGCCCCGAGACACGCAGAGGCGCCAGGGGGGACGACACAGCAGGGAGCCCCGAGCUGGGUGUGCUGGGAUGGGCAGGGGCCCCAAGGUUGACGGGGCAGGAGACAAAGCCGGGCUGCCCACCCGGGCCGUUGGCAGCCACAGCCAUGUGCCGAGCCGUGGGGGUCGUGCCCAGGCAGGCGGGUGGGGGCCCUCACCCCCAGUUCUUGUCGUUCCUGUGCACGUGGGGCUCAGGCUGGGCUGUUCCGUGCCGUCUCCGCUCCUGCACCAGCAGCUCUCUCCACGGCGGUGGUGGUGUCCCUGGAGAGGCCCCAGCGGGAAGAAGUUCCGGAGCAAGCCCCAGCUGGCGCGGUACCUGGGGGGCUCCGUGGACCUGGGCGCCUUCGACUUCCGCACGGGCCGGAUGCUGAUGAGCAAGAUGAACAGGAGCCGGCAGCGGGUGCGCUGCGACGCCACCAGCCAGGCCAAGGGCAAGCCGGACCUGAACACGGCGCUGCCCGUCCGGCAGACGGCCUCCAUCUUCAAGCAGCCGGUGACCAAGAUCACCAACCACCCCAGCAACAAGGUCAAGAGCGACCCCCAGAAGGCCGCCGACCAGCCGCGCCAGCUCUUCUGGGAGAAGAAGCUGAGUGGCCUCAACGCCUUCGACAUUGCGGAGGAGCUCGUGAAGACCAUGGACCUCCCCAAGGGCCUGCAAGGCGUGGGGCCUGGCUGCACGGACGAGACCCUGCUGUCAGCCAUCGCCAGCGCCCUGCACACCAGCGCCCUGCCCAUCACAGGCCAGCUCUCAGCCGCCGUGGAGAAGAACCCAGGCGUCUGGCUCAACACCACACAGCCCCUAUGCAAAGCCUUCAUGGUGACCGACGAGGACAUCAGGAAGCAGGAGGAGCUGGUGCAGCAGGUGCGCAAGCGGCUGGAGGAGGCCCUGGUGGCCGACAUGCUGGCCCACGUGGAGGAGCUGGCCCGCGAUGGCGAGGCGCCCCUGGACCGGGCUGGGGACGAGGACGCCGAGGACGAGGACGACGACGAGGAGCCGGACCCCGAGCAGGAGCUGGAGCAGGCCUAGCGCAGAGGCCCCUGUCCCGGAGUGGCCCUCCUUCCACUCGGUGGGCACGGCCUGGGGGGCACAAGCCGGCUCCUGUGCUGACCCCGCCGCCCUGCCCUGAGGGUCCUCGGGGGCUGCUGCGUCUGGGCCAAGGCUCCCUGCCCCGGG